AAGGGCUGCUUGCUUCCCAGAUUAUGGAUAGUUACCACAUCACCUUGGACAUGAUCCCGACCAAUAUGAUCGACUACAACACCACAGAAAUGGAUGGGAACUACUCGGACAAUAUCAAUGGCUUCUUGUGCCCCGACCAGGAGGUCACCUUCAGUCACCCUUACAGGAGGGUCCUGGUCCCCCUCAUCCAACUGCUGAUAUUCCUCCUGGGCGGGGUGGGCAACUUGAUGAUGAUGGUGAUCCUUUGGCGGUACCGGCGCUCGCGCAGCUCCACCGAGCUCUUCCUCUUUCACCUGGCCUUGGCGAACCUCCUGCUCGUGCUCACCUUCCCAUUUGGUGCGGUCGAGAGUGUCGCGGGCUGGAUCUUUGGGACCUUCCUCUGCAAAGUGCUGAGCGCCACCCACAGGAUCAACUUCUACAGCAGCAGCUUGCUGCUGGGCUGCGUCAGCGUGGACCGCUACCUGGCCGUGGUGCACGCGCUCCAGACCUUCCAGAAGCAGCGGGCCCCCUUCAUCCACCUCACCUGCGUGCUGGUUUGGCUGCUCUCCUUCCUGCUGACAAUGCCCGACCUGCUCUUCACGGAGGUCUGGCAGCGGGAGGACAACGCCAGCAUCUGCUACUUCAGGAAGCACGGGGCGGACAGCGCCAACGCACACCUGGCCACGCGCUUCCUGAACCACAUCAUGGGCUUCUUCCUGCCCUCGGGGGUCAUGUGCUUCUGCUACGCAGCCAUUGUGAGGGUCCUCUGCCGGUCCCAGCGCCUGCAGCGGCAGAAGGCGGUCAAGGUGUCCAUCCUGGUCACGAGCGUCUUCCUGCUCUGCUGGACUCCUUUCAACGUGGUCAUCUUCUGGGACACGCUCAGGCAGCUGCACGACCAGGGCUGUGCUGUGGAGGGCGGGCUGAACAGCGCCAUCACCGCCACCGAGCUGCUGGCCUUCAGCCACUGCUGCCUGAACCCCAUCCUUUACGCCUUCGUGGGCGCCCGCUUCCGCCACGACGCCUGCCGCGUCCUGCACGACCUGGGCUGCCUCAGCCGCAGCACCCUGCAGGAGAUCUUGGGCGCCGGCCGCUCUGACAGCACCACGGAGACCAACGUGACCGUCGUGCGGCACCUCACCUCACCGGGCACCGUGAACUCCCCUACAUCCUCGGACGGGCCGGGCCCCUUGGCUCCCCAAAGGGUCCCCAGUGGCCAGAGGGCCCAGCGGAGGAGCGUGGGGCCCGGUUUGGGCGAAGACAGACUCUAA
This is a messenger RNA of Varanus komodoensis (Komodo dragon), 1247 nucleotides long. It is a transcript of the gene CXCR5, whose product is annotated as C-X-C motif chemokine receptor 5. Gene Ontology annotation, cellular component: membrane. Gene Ontology annotation, biological process: immune response; lymph node development; B cell activation. Bases 24 to 1247 code for a protein of 407 amino acids. Gene Ontology annotation, molecular function: C-X-C chemokine receptor activity. Lineage: Eukaryota; Metazoa; Chordata; Lepidosauria; Squamata; Varanidae. The record is from RefSeq and is a predicted model, not a curated record. The transcript is spliced from 2 exons.